UAAGCACAUUUGUCAUAACCGGUAUCAAAAUAUCCCUGUGUCACUGUGACGGGGAGGACGUGAACGCUGCGUUGGAUUUGUCAACAACCCGUGGUUUAUUAUUUUUCCGAAAUCAUUUAAAACGACAACGAAUGCGUUCCUUGUACUAAUAUUUACUGCGAUGAUGGAAAUGUGAUCCGCCAAUACACCGAAGUCUUGUUUUCCGAGUUCAGUCAGAGCCAGAAGCUCAAGCUAAGUUUCAGUUUGCUAGCUGUAGAGUUGCGUUUUUGUUUGUAAACACGCGUUCGUCUAAAGCCGUAGCGAUGGCUGAUGGAAGUUCUUUCAACGUGAAGUUGCACAUUUAUGACCUGUCAAAAGGACUGGCCCGUCAGCUGAGUCCCUUGAUGUUAGGAAAGCAGGUCGAGGGAAUAUGGCACACCUCUGUAGUGGUUUAUGGGGAAGAGUUUUUCUUUGGAGGAGGAGGCAUUAUGAGCUGCUUUCCGGGUUGUACUAUUCUAGGUAUGCCUGAUUCCACAGUGGACCUUGGAAACUCAGAAGUUCCUCGGGACCUUUUUCUGGAAUAUCUGUCUUCGCUCAGGGAGUCUACUUACAGACCUGAAAAAUACCACCUCUUUGAACACAACUGUAACACCUUUAGCUCUGAGAUCGCACAGUUUUUAACAGGAACUAGGAUUCCUUCAUACAUCACUGACCUCCCAUCUGAGGUGCUCUCUACACCUUUUGGACAAGCACUCCGUCCUUUACUCGAAUCGGUCACCAUCGCUCCAUCGGGGAACAAUGGCAUGAAUGGAUAUGGCCAAAGGUAGAUCUGGCUGCUUAUAAAAAUGUAUUAUUACAGCAGUCAUGAAGCUUGUGUAACAGAUAAUAGUUUACUUAAAUUUCACCUAUUGUGCCUAUAAAAAUAGCAUUCAUAUAAAAGCAGGUCUUCCAGAUUUUCUGCUCCGUGUACUCAGUUUUUCAGUCUCUUGAACCUUCCUUUAAUGAACUGCGACGUCAACAGACCGGUUUGUCUGUAUGGUUGAGUACAGGAUUUAUAAUUCCAGCGGUGCAAACUAUCAGUGGCAACCAAAACGUUAGCUGUAAAAACCCCCAUGGAUGUUUAAAAAUGUCAAAUGUAUUUUAUAAAGCACAAAGUAGCACAAUAAUUACUAGGCAACUAUUUGCACUAAUCUUUACAAACUUUUUUUAAUCAAUUAAAUGUACCAAAGCAAAUUGUAUCAGGAUUCCCCUCGACAGUCUGUAGGUGUCUCUGUUCUACCUCCACAUGUUACAUGCUACGCUUUAAGAGGAACGGAGGCUAAGAAUUAGGUUGCUAAUUAUUAAAAAAUAAGCUAUGGUGAUUUAAUACUGAUUUGAGUAGUAACAUUUAGAGUCUUUUGUUUAUGUGUAAAUUAAUUAAGACAAUUAGACCUUUACUGACUACUGUGUUUUCAGAUAUCUAACUCUGUCGCUCUUUCUUUAAUCAGUCACUUCCUUUUAUUGGCUCUUUUAGUGUUGCAAGUUAACUAAACUUUACCUUUACUCAUUUAUAUCAAUCCUAGAGUGCCAUGAAUAUAUAUAUAUAUAUAUAUAUAUAAUAUAUAUAUAUAUAUGUAGGGUUUAAGGGGAUCAGUGACGUCAUAGGAAGCACAGCGUCACACAUGAAUGUUUUAUAAAAUGUGCAGGUGUCACCAGCAAUGAACCCCGUAGGAAAGUUGUUGUAUUUUUCAAUUAUUCAAUCGUCUUUUUACAUGUGUUACUCUGGUUAAGGUAAGAUAGGAAUAUAGUAAUAUAAUGUAUAAUGUGGCUUUGGUGACAAUAAGUAAUUAUUAAACUCGCAGUAUUUAAUUCAUAGCUCAUUAUAAUUCAUAUAAUUCAUUGAUGGUAAAUGGUGUAAACGCUCUAAAGUCUAUAGGACCAGUGUAAUCGUAACAAACACAUUAGCAAUGAGACCGUGCAUAUAUUUUUAACCGGUUCAUAAGAAUGCAUGAAAGAUUUGUAACAUGAUAUUUUAUGUAUCAAAAACAUUCCUUGUAAUACUCUCACAGUAAGAUUUAUUUUAGGUUGAGGUUAUGCUGCCUGAUUUAUCUGUGCUACUGUUUUUCAGUAAGUACUAUUUAGAGCUCUUAAUUUCCUGCCUCAAAUAAACCUCAUUUCUGUGUAAAUGUGUGUUAAACAUCAUUGUCUAAACAAAUAAAGACGUUCUGAAAGUA
Puntigrus tetrazona (Sumatra barb) is the source of this 2192-nucleotide messenger RNA. RefSeq names its product desumoylating isopeptidase 1b (gene desi1b). The transcript has 6 exons. NCBI's taxonomy places the organism in Eukaryota, Metazoa, Chordata, Actinopteri, Cypriniformes, Cyprinidae. Gene Ontology annotation, molecular function: peptidase activity. The record is from RefSeq and is a predicted model, not a curated record. Bases 303 to 806 code for a protein of 167 amino acids. Gene Ontology annotation, biological process: protein modification by small protein removal.